AUGGCGAAUCCUGGGGGUGCGGCAGGCACUAAUGCCCUGGCUUCUCUGUGGAGUGAUGUGAACAAAGCUGGACAGAACGGGGACUUCACCAGGGCGCUGAAGUCUAUCAAUAAAAUAUUGCAGGUGGCAAAGGAUGAUGUCAAAGCGUUGCACUGUAAAGUGGUUUGCCAUAUUCAGAAUGGAAGCUUUAAAGAAGCCCUUACUGUAAUUAACAACAACGCUAAAGUGCUAACUAGUGACAUAAUCGCCUUUGAAAAGGCAUACUGUGAGUACAGAUUAAACAAAAUUGAGAAUGCCUUGAAAACCAUAGAAAACACCCCUCAGAAGACAGAUAAACUGAAGGAACUCCAAGGACAAGUGCUAUAUAGGUUGGAACGGUAUGAAGAAUGCUUAUCAGUUUAUCGAGAUAUCAUUCGUAAUUCACAAGAUGACUAUGAUGAAGAGAGGCAAACAAAUCUUUCUGCUGUAGUUGCUGCUAUGAGUCUUUGGGAGAAGAAAACAACCGAAGACUACGGUUUGCAAGAGACCUCUUAUGAACUAUGCUUCAAUGCUGCCUGCGAUUUAUUAGGGCAGGGAAAGCUGAAUGAAGCAUUAGAAAAACUGCGGGAAGCAGAACAGCUCUGCAGAGAGUCAAUUUCAGAAGACUCGGACUUGACAGAAGAAGAUAUAGAGUCAGAACUGGCAAUAAUUCAUGGACAGAUGGCCUAUGUCAAGCAGCUGCAGGGUUCCAUUGAUGAUGCUCUUCAGCUUUAUAACCAAAUUAUCAAAUUAAAGCCUACUGAUGUCGGUCUGUUGGCUGUUGUGGCAAAUAACAUCAUCACAAUUAACAAGGACCAAAAUGUAUUUGAUUCAAAGAAGAAAGUAAAACUUACAAAUGCUGAGGGAGUGGAGCAUAAACUGGCCAGGAAACAACUCCAAGCCAUAGAAUUUAACAAAGCUUUGUUGUCCAUGCAUACAAACCAGGCUGAACAGUGUCGAAAGUUGGCUACCGCUUUACAAAAUCAGAAACCUGAACAUCUCCUUCCUGUGCUCAUUCAAGCUGCUCAGCUGUGUCGGGAGAAGCAGCAUGCAAAAGCUAUAGAGUUGCUGCAGGAAUUCGCUGACCUGCAUCCUGAUAAUGCAGCACAAAUCAAACUUACAAUGGCACAGCUAAAACUUGCACAAGGUAAUGUAACCAAGGCAUGUAUAAUUAUGAAAAGUAUCAAAGAACUGGAACAUAAGCCUGGCAUGGUGUCUGCCCUUGUUAGUAUGCACAGUCAUGAUGAGGAUAUUGACAGCGCCAUAGAGGUCUUCAACCAAGCUAUUAGCUGGUAUCAGGAAAAUCAACCAAAUUCUCCAGCUCACCUCUCAUUAAUAAGGGAAGCUGCUAAUUUCAAAUUGAAGCAUGGACGAAAGAAGGAAGCAAUCAAUGAUCUCGAGCAAAUAUGGAAGCAGAAUCCCAAGGAUACCCAUACUUUGGCUCAACUCAUCUCUGCAUACUCACUCGUGGAUGCUAAUAAAGCAAAAGUUCUAAGCGAACAUUUACCCUCUUCAGACACUAUGCGCUUAAAAGUGGAUGUGGAUGCCUUAGAAAACUCAGCUGGAGUCACGUUUAUUCGAAAGAAGCCUGCUAAAGCUGCUGGAGAGCAAGCUAAGGAACAAGGACAAGGGGACCUUAAGAAAAAGAAGAAAAAGAAGAAAGGUAAACUACCGAAGAAUUGUGAUCCCAAAGUCACUCCAGAUCCAGAAAGAUGGCUUCCCAUGAGAGAGCGUUCGUAUUACCGUGGUAGGAAGAAGGGGAAGAAGAAGGAGCAGAUUGGAAAAGGAACUCAAGGGGCCACAUCAGCUGCAGCAGCUGAACUGGAUGCAAGUAAAACUGCUAGUAGUCCUCCAACCUCUCCAAGGCCUGGGGUGGCAGCAGCAGGUGCUGGUUCAUCCUCUACAAGCAAUGUCAUCCCUCCCAGACAGUCAAAGCCCGUGGGAGCUGCUGGCACAAAGAAAAAAAACAGCAACAAAAGAAAAAGAAAGGAGGGAAAAACAACUGGU
Molecule: messenger RNA, 2025 nt
Organism: Staurois parvus
Lineage: Eukaryota; Metazoa; Chordata; Amphibia; Anura; Ranidae
Source: the annotation of a GenBank genome assembly